CCGGCCCGGCCCGGCCCGGCCCCGACGCGGAUAGGGAGCGAGCAGCCGCCGCGGGAGCCGGAGCGCGGCUCACCCCGUCGCAGCAGCUAUGGGCUCCCUGCAGCAGCGCUUCGAGAGCUUCCUCCACCAGCCCAGCCUGCUCACCGACCUGCUGGGCCGGCUGGAGGCCAAGACCGGCGUCAAGCGCUACUAUCUGGCCACAGGUACCAUCGCGUUCCUGGGGCUGUACCUCCUGUUUGGAUAUGGCGCCUCGCUGCUGUGUAACCUCAUUGGCUUUGUCUACCCAGCCUACGUCUCCAUCAAAGCCAUUGAAAGCACCAACAAGGACGAUGACACCAUGUGGCUCACGUACUGGGUGGUAUAUGGAGUCUUCAGUGUGGCAGAGUUUUUUUCAGACACCUUCCUCUACUGGUUCCCGUUUUACUAUGCUGGAAAGUGCCUGUUCCUGGUCUGGUGCAUGGCACCCAUCUCCUGGAAUGGCUCCCAGGUGUUGUACCAAAAUGUCAUCCGGCCCUGCUUCCUGAAGCACCACCAGACAGUAGAUCACGUGCUCAGUGACCUGAGUGGCAAGGCGCUCGACACUGCUUCGACAGUCACCAGAGAAGUUCUCCAUGCGCUGGCCAACAGCAGAGCCCGUCUGGUGUCCGAGGGGGCCACAGCUCAGCUUGUCUCAUCCAAAGCAGCAGUGCACCUUGGUCUAGAAUCUGACAAGACCAAGUGAGGACAGAGCUCCAAGGCGCCGGCUGUUCUGAGUUUCCCAAUACAACUCCCUAAACCAAAGGCUUGAAGUAACCCACGGGCACCCGUCAAUAAACCAGUGAUUCCCCUUCCCACUCUGAAACCACACUGGCCAGUAGCAACAGCAAGCAACUGGCUCUAAGCUGUCUAAGAAGUACACCUUCCAGAUCUCCCCAAACUUAAAGAGCUCCAGCAGAUCUAAAAUUAUGGCCAGGCACUUGCUGGGAGUCAGCACCUAGGCACGGUGGGACCUUCUGAUCUCAAAUAGAGAGACAAUUUGGUAGUUCCUGUUUUGCAGGCAGCCUUUAUUCUGCAGGAAGGCUGUCAGCUCUGCACUAGAUCACAGGGGCUGCUGGUGCAUUUUCCCCAAUCGUGUUUUAUGAGGUAGAGCACAGAUUGGAGGGGGAGGCAGGCCCCUGGAGCUAGCCUGAGACCCGCCCUUCUAGUAUUUUUGUGGCCUGAGCUUAGGUGUAGAAUCAUGAUGCAGUAUAACUCCCGGCUAUAAAGCCUUCAAGCCCCCAUCCUGUUUCCCCCACCCCCAGGCUACACAGUCAUCCUAACGCAGGAUACUUUGCAAUAAACCACAGCACAAAAGGGAGAAGGAAGUGGGUUCUGUAGCCACUGGCUCUUCAGCUGUCAAUCCCACAGGUUGUUUUUCUGUCUCUGGCUUGUUCAGUUUUCACUUCAGCAGGCUCGGGUCCAGCCCUAGAGCAGGCAGCUCUUCUCUUCCCCUCGCACGCCCCGGCCUUGUGCUGCCCCUCUCUGAAGACAGGGGCCAAGCUUCUGGUAAACAACAAAGCUGGGAGAGGGACGGGUUUGCGAACAAUGCUGGCUGACACAGAAGGAUGUUCAUGCCUGGCUUCAAGGGGAGGGAGUUCCAGACUAUUCACUCUUCUGCAAUUGCUAGCAAUAGCAACACCACAGAAGUUGCUGCUCUGCUUUGUGAUCAUAAAACGAACCACAGCGGUGUGUCCUGUGGGGGCUGCAGGGAGCUGUACGGGGGCAGCGGAGGUGGGGAAUUAACAUGCACAUGAAGCUGUUACCUCCAGGGAGAUCCUGCGAUCCACAGAAACGUUCAGAUCUUUAAUCCUUUUGAAGGAGGAAAAAGGCAGCAGUACUGCGUGACUUUGGAAAUGCUGACUCACGUUUUUUUAACCCUCUGCUGGCACUUCCCUGCUAGCGGUUACGCAGCUGACCGAACGUCCAUACCAGUUCAGAGUCUGCCUCUGCCCGAAUCCCAGCACUGAGUGCAGCUCCAGGAAGGGGUCCCUAGGGAGUUUUUUGGUCUCACCCAGGCAACAGCAGUGCAAUAGGGGACAGGUGGCCUUUGCGGGGAGGGGGAAGUUAGCACCAACUUGUGAGCAGCACGCACUCCAUAGCCUGCGGGCCUGCAGCUGUGCUUCCAUCCUAGCAGGCUGCUUUGGCAAUCAUACAUGUCCUGGCAGUCUGGUUAGGUGUUGGCUCUGCAGUUCACUUCCAGAACUGGACAAGGCAGGGUCUUCCAGUAGGGUGCGUGCUGUGGGCAGGAUGCUUUCAGGGCAUGUUUGCUUUCCAGUGCUUUGGCAUCCGGCUUUUGCUAGCUUUGACAUCUUUCACUAAGCCAACAAGCUGUAACUUAACUUGGACCAAAUCUUAAUCCUGUUUGAGCUUGGAAAACCCUGAUUUUAGGCUGCCCCUUGCUCCCUCCACACUUCAGACCCUGAACUCUAGCAUGUCUGCGUUCUGCUUGCAAUUCACCAUCUCCCUCCUCUUUAGAAAAUAAAAUGUUAAUGUCUCUAAUUUACUUCAUCAGAUCCUGGCAGGGGGCAAUCUCAACAAGCUGUGAAUUCUGUAGGGAGCAACAGGCUUCCCUUUGUCCUCAGUGGUAACUCCAUCAAGGUACAGCAGUUCAUGUACUGGCUGCUUUUUUAUUUAAAAAAAAAAAAAAAUUGCUCAUAACGGGAUUCUCUCCCCCCCCCCCCUCAUUUGUAUUCAUUUAUUUUGUUUGAAACCGAAUAAAUGUGACUCAAACUCG
Messenger RNA from Caretta caretta (loggerhead turtle), 2752 nucleotides. RefSeq names its product receptor accessory protein 6 (gene REEP6). The record is from RefSeq and is a predicted model, not a curated record. Lineage: Eukaryota; Metazoa; Chordata; Testudines; Cheloniidae.